Messenger RNA from Dentiscutata erythropus, 218 nucleotides. The record is from the annotation of a GenBank genome assembly. NCBI's taxonomy places the organism in Eukaryota, Fungi, Glomeromycota, Glomeromycetes, Diversisporales, Gigasporaceae.
AUGAUGAAACCAAUAAUCAAAAUGACAUGGGUGAAAAUAUUCAUGAAGUUAAUAAAGACAUUAAAAAUAUUCAUAAAGUUAAUAAAGACAUUAAAAAUAUUCAUGAAGUUAAUAAAGGCAUUGAAUAUAUAAUGAUAUUAACAACGAACACAAUUAUUAAAUGCAAAGACCUUCGAGUCUUGAAUCCUACUAUUUCUAAAACGAAUUUAUGGCAAUAG